AUGAGUAAGAAGGAAAGAUGGGAGAAGAUUCCUCCAAGAUGGUUACAUUGCCCACGAAAGGGUCAAGUCAUCGAGGAUACGUUUAUCCCAUUUAAAACUCCUCUAGAUGACAAAUACAAAGACCAGAUACCUGAUGAAUGCCUAUUUGAUGUGGAUAUGUUAUUUGCCUCCGUCAAACUUUAUAAAAAGAAGCUGGGACUCUUUGUAGAUUUAACCAACACAAAUCGAUUUUAUGAGAGUAAAAAAGUGGAAGAAUUGGAAUGUAAAUUUGUGAAAUUGUGUUGUAAAGGACGUGUGGAAACACCCACAAAGGAACAAACAGAGGCGUUUAUAAAUUUAUGUGCUCGUUUUAAAAACCAAAAGCCAUUAGAACUAAUAGGUGUCCAUUGUACACAUGGUUUUAACAGGACUGGCUUUCUAAUUGUAGCUUAUUUAGUGGAACGAUUUGACUGGAGUGUUGAAGCUGCAGUGAGAGCUUUCGCUGAGAUAAGACCCCCUGGAAUUUAUAAACAAGAAUAUUUAGACGAACUUUUUGGACGCUAUGGUGAUAUUGAUGACACGCCUGCAGCACCAGCACUUCCCGAUUGGUGCACGGAAGCCGACGACAGUGUGGAUGAUGAUGGGAAUUCCAUGAAUGAUGGGAAUUCCAGUCAGGGACCUAAAAAUGGAUCUACUGGAAAAUUUCGGAAAGAAUUUGUAAAGAAAGAUGCCAAAUUUAUGGAAGGGGUAGCUGGAGUUAAUAUAGUCACUUCCCAACCCAAAUUAAGUCAAAUUCAACGGAAGUGUCAAGAAAUGGCUGGUUGGAAGAAAAAUGGAUUCCCAGGUUCGCAACCUGUUUCCAUGGACAUUCAAAACCUAAAUUUUCUUCGUCAAAAACCUUAUAAAGUGAGUUGGAAAGCUGACGGGACACGGUAUAUGACAUUAAUUGAUGGGAGGGGCGAAGUAUACAUGAUUGACAGAGACAAUGCUGUUUUCCAAGUGGCUAAUUUAGAUUUCCCAAAACGUAAAGAUUUAUCUGCCCAUAUACGCGAUACCUUCGUAGAUGGAGAAAUGAUUUUAGAUAUGGUGGAUGGAAAAUCUGUUCCACGUUAUCUUAUUUAUGAUAUUCUCCGAUUUGAAGGGCAGGAAGUGGGAAAAACUGAUUUUGAUCGAAGAUUAUUGUGUAUCCAAAAAGAAAUCAUUGGUCCUCGCCAUGCCAAGAUUCAACAAGGAAUGCUGGAUAAGAACAUAGAAUCCUUCAGUGUACGUAGUAAACCAUUCUGGGAUGUUACAAUUUCCCAAAAACUUCUAGAGGGAAAAUUUUCCAAAGAGGUUAGUCAUGAAGUUGAUGGACUUAUUUUUCAGCCAGCCUCAGAUCCUUACAAGGCUGGUCGUUGUGAUGAUGUUUUAAAAUGGAAACCUCCAGAAUUGAAUUCAGUAGAUUUUAGACUGAAGAUCGUGAAGGAGAAUAAAGUUGGAUGUUUGCCAGAAACAAAGGGGUAUUUAUUUGUUGGUGGUCUGGAACCAGCCUUUGGAGAAAUCAAGGUGAAUAAAGAACUACGUCAGUUAGACAAUAAAAUAAUAGAGUGUAUGUGGGAUGGGAAGUACUGGAAAUACAUGCGACAAAGAACUGACAAGUCCUUCCCUAACAGUUUUAAUACAGCUAAAGGUGUUUGUGGAAGUAUAAGAAAUCCUGUAACAAAGGAAAUUCUCUUCCAAACUAUCAACAAUGAGAGAUGGAUGCCAAACGCUCACAGACAGAAACGACCUGGUGAUAAUAACUUAAUGCCACCCCCACCAUCAAAAAUAUCCAGACAUUAAAUAUCAUCUGAAAUUGCCCAAACUUGGCUGCCCAUUUUUACUUGAAUCAGAGUGAUAAAUGCAAUCACGAACAUCAGAAUUUCACACAAUCUGGCCUCAGGGCCACAAAACAUCUCUAUUGCUCAUCUGAGUUUUUACUCAAAUUUAUAAUGCCCCUUGCAUCAAAAAAAGUUAACAUUUUAAAGUAAUGUGAUAAUGCCAGAAACAUUGUGCAAUAAGGAUUGAUAUAUUUUCGUCUUUGAUACAAUCAGUAAUUCAUUUGUAAUAGCUGCUUCAAAUUUGAGUAAAAUCUCAGCUAGGUAUGACCCAGGGGUCUGAUUAAAAUGUGGAUGCUUUCCCCUGAUCUGUCUCAGUGGAGGAAUCAAAGAAUGAAACAUACAGAUCAAUGUUUU
Molecule: messenger RNA, 2192 nt
Organism: Lottia gigantea (owl limpet)
Lineage: Eukaryota; Metazoa; Mollusca; Gastropoda; Lottiidae
Exons: 2
Coding region: 1-1800 (599 amino acids)
Biological process (GO): protein dephosphorylation; 7-methylguanosine mRNA capping
Molecular function (GO): protein tyrosine/serine/threonine phosphatase activity; mRNA 5'-triphosphate monophosphatase activity; mRNA guanylyltransferase activity
Source: RefSeq, a predicted model, not a curated record